Messenger RNA from Candoia aspera, 1980 nucleotides. It is a transcript of the gene CHAT, whose product is annotated as choline O-acetyltransferase. Gene Ontology annotation, cellular component: cytoplasm; neuron projection. The transcript is spliced from 14 exons. The coding region runs from base 67 to 1980 and encodes 637 amino acids. The record is from RefSeq and is a predicted model, not a curated record. Gene Ontology annotation, biological process: neuromuscular synaptic transmission; acetylcholine biosynthetic process. Gene Ontology annotation, molecular function: choline O-acetyltransferase activity. Lineage: Eukaryota; Metazoa; Chordata; Lepidosauria; Squamata; Candoiidae.
UCUGCAAUCCUCUGCAAGUGAUUUCAGGUUUUGCUCUCUGUUAAAAGGAUCUAGAGGAAGUUCAGGAUGCCAAUCCUAAAGAAAGCCACAGCAAAAAAGGAAAAUAGCAUGCAAAGCCAAGAUGAGAUGCUACUGCCCAAACUUCCAGUUCCACCACUUCAGCAAACAUUAGAUACGUACCUUCGGUGCAUGAAACAUCUGGUGUCCGAAGAACAAUAUAAGAAGACAAAGACUAUUGUGGAGAAGUUUGGAGCACCAGGAGGCCAAGGAGAGCUCCUUCAGAAAAAGCUUCUUGAAAGACAUGAAAAAAUGGAGAAUUGGGUUUUACAUUACUGGCUAGACGACAUGUAUCUUAACAACCAAUCAGCCCUUCCAAUCAAUUCUAGCCCAGCAGUUAUCUUUGCUCACCAGCAGUUCCAAGAAGCAGAUGACCAACUGAGGUUUGCUGCCCAUCUCAUUUCUGGAGUUCUUGAUUAUAAAGCUCUCCUGGACACACAUGCAGUCCCUGUGGAUUUUGCUCGUGGACAACUGUCUGGUCACCCUCUUUGUAUGAAGCAAUACUAUGGGCUCUUCUCUUCCUAUCGCCUUCCAGGACUUACAAAAGACACCCUUGUGUCCCAGAAAAGCAAUGUCAUGCCUGAGCCAGAUCACAUCAUUGUUGCUUGUAACAAUCAGUUUUUUGUUUUGGACGUGGUCAUUAAUUUCCGGCGUCUCAGCGCGGGAGACCUAUUCACCCAGUUACGGAAGAUAGCUAAGAUGGCAGAGAACGAAGAAGAGAGGCUUCCCCCAAUUGGUCUCCUGACCUCAGAUGGAAGGCUGGAGUGGGCCAAGGCCCGGGCAAUCCUCAUGGAAGAUUCUACAAACCGAGAUUCCUUUGACAUGAUUGAACGAAGUCUGUGCUUGGUGUGUCUUGAUAGUCCGGGCGGGGGAGAGCUCAGUGAUACCGACAGGGCCUUGCAACUUCUCCAUGGAGGAGGCUACAAUAAAAAUGGUGCCAAUCGUUGGUAUGAUAAGUCUAUGCAGUUUGUUGUAGGGCGAGAUGGAGUCUGUGGAACAGUAUGUGAGCAUUCCCCUUUUGAUGGGAUCAUUCUUGUACAGUGCAUCAAACACCUGCUGAAGCACAUGAAAGAAGGUGCAAAGAAAUUGGUCAGGGCAGAUUCAGUGAGCGAGCUUCCUGCUCCAAGGAGACUGAGGUGGAAAUGUUCUCCAGACGUUCAGGGACACCUGGCUUCAUCUGCAGAGAGACUUGAAAGACUGGUGAAAAAUCUAGAUUUCAUUGCUUAUAAAUUUGAAAACUAUGGGAAAGAAUUUAUCAAAAAACAGAAGAUGAGCCCAGAUGCAUACAUCCAGGUGGCACUCCAGUUUGCUUUUUACCGGUUGAACAUGAGGCUGGUUCCCACCUACGAAAGUGCUUCCCUUCGUCGAUAUGAAGCCGGGAGGGUAGACAACAUCCGCUCUGCCACUCCUGAAGUGUUAACAUUUGUAAAAGGAAUGGAAGAUAAGAGAUCAGCUCUACCGAAUUCUGAAAAAAUGCAGCUAUUUAAGAGUGCAAUAGCAGCUCAGACCAAUUACACUAUAUUGGCUAUUACAGGCAUGGCCAUAGACAAUCAUUUGCUGGGAUUGCGAGAGAUGGCCCGGGAAACCUUUGACGAACUGCCAGACUUAUUUACUGAUGAAGCAUAUUUGGCAAGCAAUCAAUUUAUUCUCUCUACCAGCCAGGUCCCAACCACAAUGGAAAUGUUCUGCUGCUACGGGCCGGUGAUUCCUCAAGGCUAUGGGGCUUGCUACAAUCCACAGUCAGAGUAUAUCUUAUUCUGCAUUUCAAGCUUCAAAAACUGUCCAGAGACCUCUUCCAGCAAAUUCGCCAAAGCCAUAAGUGAAAGUCUAAUGGACCUGAAGGAGCUCUGUAGCAGAUCCAGCUUGACCUCGACAAGCAUCCAGGCUAAAGUGGAAGGAUGUCAUCCUGCUACCAAACUCUAA